UGCCCCGCGCGGCUCCAGGUGUUCCGUCACCGUCGCUCUCACCUGCGGGAGCCGCAGGGCCGCUGGGAGGACGCCCGGAGGGUCCGGAGCGGGCGGAGAUGGACUUGGUGGUCUUUGAGGAUGUGGCUGUGGACUUCACCCCGGAGGAGUGGGCUUUGCUGGAUUCCGCUCAGAGGGAGCUCUACAGAGAGGUGAUGCUGGAAAACUUCAGAAACCUGGCCUCAUUGUAUGAUGAGACUCAAUUUAAGGCCAAUGGGUCAGUUUCUCAGCAGGAUAUUUAUGGAAAUAAAAUAGCAAAGUUCACCAGAAAUGAUUCCUGGGCCUCCAUCUUAGGAAAAAUUUGGGAAGAACUGAGCAUCAAAGAUCAGCACACAAAUCAGGGGAGACAUUUGAGAAAUCAUGUGGUGGAGAGACUCUGUGAACAUAAUGACCAGUGUGGGGAAGGCUUCAGUCAGACGCCAAAUCUUAAUGUUUACCAGAAAACUCUUAUUGGAGCAAAACAGGAUGAAUGUGCUGCAUAUGGAAAAGGCUUCGUGCAUCAUUCAUCCCUCGAGAGUCACAUCGCCCUUCACACCAGACACAAACCAUAUCAGUGUCAGGAAUGUGGGCACGCCUUCAGUUGUCGUUCCCACCUAAGAUCGCAUGUGAGAACCCACAAUGGAGAGAGACCCUAUGCGUGUAAAUUAUGUGGGAAAACUUUUCCUCGUACGUCUUCUCUCAAUCGGCAUAUAAGGAUUCAUACUGCUGAGAAGACCUAUGAAUGUCAGCAAUGUGGGAAAGGCUUCAUUGACUUUUCAAGUCUUACUAGUCAUGUGAGGACUCACACUGGAGAGAAGCCCUAUAAAUGUAAGGAAUGUGGGAAAGCCUUCAGUUAUUCCUCAACUUUUCGAAGACACAUGAUAACGCACACUGGAGAGAAGCCCUAUAAAUGCAAGGAAUGUGGCGAAGCCUUCAGUUAUUCCUCAACUUUUCGAAGACAUAUGAUUUCACACACUGGGGAGACACCACAUAAAUGUAAGGAAUGUGGGGAAGCCUUCAGUUAUUCCUCAGCUUUUCGGAGGCACAUGAUAACACACACUGGCGAGAAACCCUAUGAAUGUAAACAGUGUGGGAAAACUUUCAUUUAUCUUCAGUCCUUUCGAAGACAUGAAAGGAUUCACACUGGAGAGAAACCCUACGAAUGCAAACAAUGUGGGAAAACCUUCAUUUAUCCGCAGUCCUUUCGAAGACAUGAAAGGACUCACGGUGGAGAGAAACCCUAUGAGUGUAACCAGUGUGGGAAAGCCUUCAGCCAUCACUCGUCCUUCAGAGGACAUAUGAGAGUGCACACUGGAGAGAAACCUUAUGAAUGCAAUCAAUGUGGGAAGACUUUCAACUGGUCCAUAUCCUUGCGAAAACAUAUGAGAACACACACUAGAGAGAAACCGUAUGAAUGUAAACAAUGUGGGAAAGCCUUCAAUUUGUCAGCUUGCUUUCGAGAACACGUGAGAAUGCACCCCGGAGACAAAUCAUAUGAGUGUAAGCUCUGUGGGAAAGGUUUCUAUUGCCACAUAUCCUUGCAAAAACACAUGAGGAGGCACACUGCAGAGAAACUCUAUGAAUGCAAGCAGUGUGGGAAAGCUUUCAGUUGGCCUGAACUUUUGCAACAGCAUGUAAGAACCCACACUGCAGAGAAACCCUAUGAAUGUAAGGAAUGUGGGAAAGUCUUUAAAUGGCCGUCAUCUUUACCAGUACAUAUGAGAAUGCACACUGGAGAGAAACCUUACGAAUGCAAGCAAUGUGGGAAAGCCUUCAGUUGUUCCUCAUCCUUAAGAAGACAUGUAAGAAUACACACUGCAGAAAAACACUAUAUAUGUAAUGCGGGGAAUUCUCCUGCAAAUGAAUUCAUGCACAACACUGCAGAAAAUUCACAUCAGGAGAGAAAUCUUACAAAAGUUGUAAAUAUGGUAUUGCCUUUAUGAGUAUCUCAUCAUUAAAGUGGACCCUUGGGGAGUUGUGUAUUUCCAGUUCUUUUGCAAAUAAACAUUUAGGUGAAAAAUAAUUCU
Molecule: messenger RNA, 2045 nt
Organism: Ceratotherium simum simum (southern white rhinoceros)
Lineage: Eukaryota; Metazoa; Chordata; Mammalia; Perissodactyla; Rhinocerotidae
Gene: ZNF555
Product: zinc finger protein 555
Biological process (GO): regulation of DNA-templated transcription
Cellular component (GO): nucleus
Source: RefSeq, a predicted model, not a curated record